UUACAGAUGUGGUACACUUAUCUGUCAAACAGUUGUAUAAACACUGACAACUUCUAAAAAAAAAGUUAAUAAUUACUGUGAAAAUGACCGAAUAUUAUUGGGAUGAUAUAUGUUCGACGUUUUUUUCAGACUAAUAAUAUUUUUAUGUUCUGCAGUUUACUACUAGUUAUUGCAUUCUUAUUCGAAAGUAAAGUUCUCUACAACGCUUAUCAAAAACGUUUGCGUUUGAACGAAUAUAACCAAAUGAUCAACGAAAUGACUCAUAGUUUGCAGGUGAUAGAGAUGGUUUUUAAUAAAACAGAUAAUCUAAUGAAAGUUUUAAAAAAGUCUAUGAAAAAAAAAACCAAAAAUGUAAUUGUGCCUACCCAGGAUAAACUAGUUUGAUACAUAUUGAGAAUGAAUUUAGUUGGGAAUGGUAAAUUCUGCAAUAAUGAUUCCAGCUUCAUUUAUUGCCUGAAAAAAAAUAAAACAGAAAAAUAUGAGGAUAUUGUCCUUUUUUACUGUUGACUUGAUAACAAUUAUGCCUUUAAUUGUCUUUUCAUUGACACAUCUAGUCUGUAACUGCUAAAGAUUAAUGUUAUUUUUUUAUUGAAUAUUUUGUAUUCAUGUUCACAAUUAAAAAACUAACAAGUAUUCUGGUGAGAAGUGGUUCCUCAAUUAAUGAUGAUGGCUCAUAAACUACAUCUAUAAUUUUCAAUUAUCGAUUAAAUUGUGGUUCCAAAUUUAAUCAGUAGAUCCUGAUUUAUUGAUUUAUGAACACAUUUUGAGUAGCUACCUCGCAAUAGUGCUCUUCUGAAAAUAAUUCAGAUAAUAUUAGCUAGGAAUGUAUGAACUAAUUACUUUUAUAUUCAUGAAUGAAUUGAUUUGGAUAUACUUUUUAAGCUGUCUAAUAUAUCUAUAAAUAAUUCAAUUAGUUAAACUACAAAAAGACCAGGUUGAAUGGAAGUACAUGUAUCAUGAUGGUUAUCUACAAUUAUGAAAUUCAUUUUUAUUCCUAAUAUUGAAUUGCAAGAAAUCAACAAUUUAUUGAAUCAGAUAAAAAUAAUGAGAAUCCAUUAGAAGAAAGUUACCUAAAUAAAUAGUUAAAUAUACAUUGAUAGAAAUUGUAUAAUAAAUAUCAGGAGUUAAAAUAUCUGUGCAUUCUUGUGGAAAUUGGAGAGAAUUUGACAAUAACAGGGAGCUGUAAUCAAUGAAGAGUUGUUUAAUUUAUUACAGACCUUAGUUUACAACAAUAUUGAUAUCAUUAAAACCAUUUGGCCGACUAAAUUGUCAAAUAUAAUGCUUUUGAUUCAAACGACUAGGAACCAAGUUCAGUAAUUAAAUUCGAUGCUGUUGUCCAACGGUUAUAUAAAUCUAAAACGGAAUGUGAUAGAUUUGAAAAUCUCAAGGUUAGAAUAUCUUGGUUAAAUUUGUUAUUGAGCAAAAUCCAUUAUAUGAAAAAUUUUUACUUAAUUGAAAAAAAUACCCUACGGAUUGAACUGAAAUUUAUAAACUAACAUAACAUAAUUUGAGGCAUAGGAAACAACAACACUUUGGAUGCUCCUAUACAACAGGAUGUUCCUUAAUUAGAAGUACAAAGAAAAAUGAAACAUUCUUUGGAAAAUUUUAAGGAAAAAAAGACCUAUAAAUAUGGGCAAACGCUUUGUUUUCGAGAUAAAGGGUGUUAAGGUUUGAUUGUUCAAGUUUAUUUCUUAUGAAAUCUGCAUUUCAAAAGAUAUUUGAUUGGAAUCUGGCAUAGAUAUUCCAAUUUAACGUUUACAUCAUGUGAAUGUCAAUUUCAGUAGCAUAUCUAUAAAGGUUGAUAUUUUUUCUAGAACGAUGUCCGCUAUUUUCUCCAGAAUUUUUCUUGGUGGCUCACUGGUAAUUCAAAAAUAUGAAGAAUAACUUUCAUUUGGUACUAAACUUUCUGGUUUCUUGCAGUUUGUCGCAUCUGCUACCGGUUUCGAAAAAACAAUUACAAACAAUUCUCUCGUACUCGGGGCAAUCCGAAUCAUCAUUAAAAUCCAGUUGUAUAUAAAGCUACAAUGCCUUUCGGUGACUUGAUCAGGAGAGCUUCAACCUUUAUUCUGGGAUCGGAAGAGGAAAAAACAUCAUUGCACCAUUAUGAAGAUAACGAAAUACUUUUCUGCAAGAACAACGUGUGUGUUCAUCCUCCAGCCAUGAUCCGGAGAGAUACAGAUUUCCUACAUUAUCCAGGAUAUCUAACAGUAACAACAAAAAUUUUCGUUGAUCAGUACACAGAAACGAAGAGACCAACACUAUUCCUCACCUGGAUCCCAAACUCCAGUUUAUCCAAGUGUCCAAACACAGUACAAAAUACAUGUUCAUUAAAGAAUGGCUAUCAUAAAAGGAACAGUAUAGAGAGUUUGAGUUCAAACGAUUCUAGUGUUAGUUUUUUCGAAAGACAGAUAAGCUCAGACAUCAGGAAUACGAAUCCCUUUUUGAAUAGUUACGAUGAAAAAGCAGAUUCUAUCAGCGAAUCCUUGAGCUCCGAUGAAGGCGAUAAAUUAGGAACAAUAAUAAGUAUAAAUGUAGAGAUAGCUAAUCCUGACAUAGAGAUAAUAACUACCCCUGAAAGUAUCAAAGACAUAAAUGAACAUUUAGAAAAAUUCGAAUAUUCCAGAUCGGAAUCAAUGACAUCGAAUGAGAGUCAGUUUGGUAAUUGGAGUACUACACCUGAAUUCCUAGCCCAAAAACAUAAUUUGACAUUUCCUGAUAGCAGCAGUUCCUCCCCAAUUUUGUCUACCAAGCAGCCACACAAAAGCAGAAGAUUCAGUGUCGACUUGAGUCAGAUGAGGUCAUUAAGGUUAUUUUUCAACGACGAUGCUUGUACUUGUGGACAAUUAGUUGUUGCUUCAAGAGAAUCGCAAUAUAAAAUAUUGCAUUUUCAUCAUGGAGGUUUGGAUCAUUUGGCUCAAGUUCUACAUCAAUGGCAUUCACUCUUACAUACCAUAAAGCUUGCUAAUGGAUGCGAUGAAAAUUUGCCUUAUCGUCAUUUCAUGGUUUGUCGACCAGAAGUUUCCAAUUUAGAAUUGCACCCGGAAGAGGAUCAAGUUCCGAAAUUAACAGUUGAUCUUUUCCAAAAAAUAUUAACUGAACAUGGCCAACUGGAUGACGAUUUAUCGUUGAGGAAGUCUGUGUUUUUCGCUGGGAUGGAAAGAAGUCUGAGAAAACACGUGUGGCCGUUUUUAUUGCAUGUUUUUCCAUAUCAAAGUAGCUUCGACGAGAGAAAUCUCAUAAUGGACAUAAGACGUCAAGAGUACGAAGAAAUAACGAGAAGGAGACUGGACCUCAACGGAUAUCAAUUGAAUAAUUUCAGACGUAAUGUACAAAGUAUCGUAGAAAAAGAUGUAGUUCGAACAGAUAGGGGUAAUCCUUUUUUUGCUGGUGAUGAUAAUCCAAAUUUAGAAAUGAUGAAGAAUAUUUUAUUGAAUUAUUCAGUUUUCAAUCCCGGAAUGGGGUACACACAAGGUAUGAGUGACCUACUUGCUCCAGUUCUGUGCGAACUCAAAGAUGAGGUUUUGGCGUUUUGGUGUUUUGUUGGCCUUAUGCAAAGGGCUGUUUUUGUUGCCACCCCCACAGACAGGGAUAUGGAUAUCUGCCUGAGGUAUCUACGAGAACUGAUACGGGUAAUGAUUCCCAAAUUUUAUUCUCAUUUGGAGAAACACAAAAAUGCAAUGGAACUUCUUUUUUGUCACAGAUGGAUUCUUUUAUGUUUCAAGAGGGAGUUCACUGAAGGUGUGGCUAUCAGAAUGUGGGAAGCAUGCUGGGCGAACUAUUUAACAGAUUACUUUCACUUAUUUCUAUGCCUUGCUAUCAUUUGCGUGUAUGCUGAUGAUGUGAUAGCCCAAGAUUUGAGAGCUGAUGAAAUGCUCUUACAUUUCAGUUCGCUAGCGAUGUAUAUGGAUGGACCUUUAAUAAUAAGAAAAGCACGAGGUCUGCUGUACCAAUUCAGACAAUUACGAGAAAUACCGUGUACACUAGCAGGUCUUUGUACAAGAUGCGGUCCUGGUAUCUGGGAUAGCUCACACAGUCCUAGAAUAUACUGCGCAGGACACCACAAAGGAAUGGUUUGCACAAUAUGUAUCAGUUAGACUUUUUUCAUUCAUUUUUGUUGAAUCUACAUGAAAAUGUUAGAAGUAUCAAAAUAACCAAUAUUGGAUAGUACAGACUACGGAACGCACUUCCUUCUUAUAUUGUGAUAAAAAAAAUAGUUUGUAUCUAUACAAUUGUUAAUAAUUCCACAGCCUUCUAUAUCUUCAAAACUAUUUUCGAUUCUUUCGACACAUCAAAGUAGAUAGAAUAUAAUUAAAGAAGAACAUUCAUUAAUGAAUACUUGACUCUUUAUUUUAUGAAUUUAGAAUUGAUCUUAUAUCCAGUUUUUGUGGUUUGAAAAAACUACAGAAUAGAUAUUUAUUCUUAAUUGUUGUCUGAAAUAUUUUUCUUCGAGAACAUUUUCUUAAGAAGCAAUUUUAUCAAAAGUUUCAUAGUUUCUUUAUGUAUAAUAUCAUAAAAGAGAGAAUUUUUUUAUCGAUGUUUUCGAAUAAUAUGAAAAAAAUCCAGGAUUCGUAUUCUUUGACGAAUGCAGAUCUUUUGAAGCUUAUACGUAAUUUCAGUAUCUGCUUAUAUCCAUCAUUAUUAAUAACAAAAUAUCGCUGGAAACAUAUAACAAGUAUUGGUGUAUCAGCAAUGAAAAAAAAAAUUGUCUACCUUGUGGAGAUAUUGAUAUUGGAACUUGAUCUACUUAUAUUACAACGUAUUAUAUUUGAAGGUCACCCCCAUAGCGAAUAGGGACCCAAGCAAAUGUUCAGAAAAUCAAGACGACUUAUUUUGUCGAAACAAAUGAAAACAAAAAUUAUGCCGAAGAGCAACAAAUUGCAUCGCCUGAAAAUUUGGCAGAAAAAUUUUCUUUCGGAUGUUAUUUCACAAGAUCAAAUCAAAACAUCUAGGUCAUUCAACAACAAGGAAAAUUAUCUUUUUUCAUCAAAUAUCAUUUGUCCAAAUUUUGCCACUAAAAAACUAUAGAAAAUACACACAUAGAAUUAUGUGAAGAAUUACGAAAGACUUUUUAUAAUCUCCUUGUCCUGAAUUUAUGAUAUCUGGAUUUACCUACAUAUACGAAUUAACUGCGUAUAGGUACCAGUGAAUACCAUUAAAUUCCACAAAUUGAAAAUUUUCCUAGAGGUUGAAAAAAAUUGAAAUCAAUAACUCUAUUUUGUCGAAUUCUUCUCAGCCAAUUCCAGAUGAUUGCUUUGUUUCAUUUAAUCCCAUUCCAAACAAUUGGAUUUAUAUCCCAAGCGGUUCCAAUAUUUUAAAAGAUGUACUGCUCACGACGCCAUCUCUCGGACAUGUAAAGAGUCACUGCACUAUUCAUAAAUCUACUUGAACUAUUAUUGUUUGAAUUAUUUCCAAUAUCAAUAAUGUUCUCAGAGAAAAAUAUCAGGCAAUGGAAACGAAAUUUAAAUUGACAGAAAUUGGAUAAGGAGAUCCAUUAUUUGUAUAUUUUUUUGUCUUGGAACAGCCAUUGCAAGACGUUGAAUAUGAAGGGCACAUUUUUUACCAACUCAAAAAAAAAAACCUUAAUUGAAUUAUUAUGACGAUAAUUUCUCAUAAGGAUAUGAUUAUGCCCUAUCCCAAAUUAUGCCAAUUGAAACGGUUUAUUCUGAAUUCUGAUGAGUUACAAGAACCGAAAGUAAUGUUUUCUAAUAUUGUUUCAAUAAUUAUAAUUAUUCCAAGUUAAUUAUCAGAGAAUACUUAAUUAAGUCUCGAUUUCUACAAUCUACAUCAUAUCAAUAUGGAUAUUUUUUUUUCAUUGUUUCUGUUGAAUAUCAAGAUGAAGAUAUACUCCUACAUAAAUAAUUAUAUUAAAGUGUUGAUCAUUGUAAAAUAAAAGCUUGUACCAUUUUGUUGUAUGGAGUUCAACCUCGUACUUAAUGUUGUAAUUACCCGCCUAAAUUAUUUUAGAUUAAAGAUCUUUUCCUUGUUAUUCCCAUUAAUUUAUUUGUGAUUUUGUUUUGAAUAAUUUGUGAAAAUGUA
Harmonia axyridis is the source of this 6036-nucleotide messenger RNA. It is a transcript of the gene TBC1D16, whose product is annotated as TBC1 domain family member 16. The record is from RefSeq and is a predicted model, not a curated record. The coding region runs from base 2025 to 4094 and encodes 689 amino acids. The transcript has 8 exons. Gene Ontology annotation, cellular component: early endosome. Gene Ontology annotation, molecular function: GTPase activator activity. Lineage: Eukaryota; Metazoa; Arthropoda; Insecta; Coleoptera; Coccinellidae. Gene Ontology annotation, biological process: activation of GTPase activity.